Drosophila nasuta is the source of this 1621-nucleotide messenger RNA. RefSeq lists its product as uncharacterized. The transcript has a single exon. Lineage: Eukaryota; Metazoa; Arthropoda; Insecta; Diptera; Drosophilidae. Bases 39 to 1289 code for a protein of 416 amino acids. The record is from RefSeq and is a predicted model, not a curated record.
AAGAUUUGCUCUCAUUUGGCAAGACAGUUCUAGACAAGAUGGCAACGGUAUUAGACUUAAGUAGCUCAGAUAUUCAACAGCUGUGUCUCAAAUAUCUAAAAGGAAAUGCUCAAGCUUCGAGCUUUGAAAUUAUUGAUUCUAAUUUGAAACGCACUUCAGAUGCUCCCGAAGGAUAUUUAGGAAGUCAUUUUCACCUGCAGGUGACACUAAAGCUGCAGCAGUGUGACGAACUAAAAACGAUACGCUUCUUUUGCAAAGCUGCGCCCGAAGGAAAUGCAUCGAGGAUGGAAUAUAUUGAGGACUUUGGUGUCUUUCAAAGGGAGAUUACAGCCUAUAAACAUGUGCUGCCUGAUUUGCAAGCAGCGUGUGCUGAGAUCGCUCCAAAGUGCUAUUAUGCAGAUAAGAAUCUGUUGAUCUUUGAGAACCUCAUUGAUCAGGGAUAUCGCAUGGGAGCAGGACGAGAUGGAGUACUCAACUAUGGACAACUUCAUUGUGCCUUGAAGACAUUGGCUGCUUUGCAUGCUGGUUCGAUUAUAAUGCAUCUGCAAGGUAAGGAAAGAAUACCGUUGGAGGAGCAUGCGUAUCCCUCGAAUGUACGCAAGGAACACAUGCGUAUACGUUAUUUUUAUCAGACUUGCGAGGUCUUCAAAGAGCUUAUUCAAACCUUACCCAAAUACCAGAGCCAACUGGACUACAUAUUGAGUGAAGUUACUCAACGUAUGGCCAUCAUAUUUGAACUUUGUAAAGCGUCGAAAACACGUCUCAAUGUCACGCUGCAUGGCGACCUCUGGGCGAAUAAUAUACUCUUCCAGUAUGACAAAUAUGAUGAGAAGCCGCUGCAGUGCCGCUUCGUGGAUUUUCAGCUGCUACGCUAUGCUCCACCUGCCAUGGAUUUGGCCACAAUGCUGACCAUUCCAACAACGCAACAAUUUCGAGCUGGUCAUCUCAAUGAAUUACUGGCGGAAUAUUAUCGCUUCAUGAAAGAGUAUCUCAAAGAAGCGAACUUAAAUAUUGCCAACAUCCUGCCCGAGGCUGAGUACUACGAUUCGAUAGAAGAGUAUCGCAUAGUCGGUAUCAUUGAGAGCUUGCAAUUCAGCCAUUUGGCUAUGUUGCCACCAGCUUGCACUCAAGAGUUGACCAGCUCGGAAGAUGGAUUUAAUGAUUUCUUCAGUCACAAACGUAUUGAAAUCUGCAUGAAAGCUUUCAAAACGGACGAACUAUAUAGAAAUCGGAUGACAGAUAUGCUGGAGGACUUUGUGGAUAAUUAUGUUUUAAAGCCAACGAAAUAAUAAAUAGCUUUUGCACCUUUGCUUUUGCUUUUCCCCUGCAAUUCAUAGCUUUUGAACGCUUCGUUAAGUUUUCGUUGUCUCUUUUUGGUUUUGGAAUUCGAAAACUUUCAAGCUGAAGUUUAUUUUUUUGGUGUUGCGGCUCUGCUCGUCGAUGGCUUCAAGUUUGCAAUUCAGUUGCCAAGAGGCCGCGUUCAUAUCAACAACUUGUUGACGCUUUUUCCAGACUGACUUUAAACGUUUUAUCGGUCUUUGUUCGAGUCGGGAUUACGCAGCAUAAAUUAAAUUGAAGUGCAAAUUUGAAGAGUUGAUUUAAAUAUAUAAAAUCUUAAAGA